GAGAAGAACAAAAAUGGCUUCCCUUUCAUGCUUCCUUAUUCUUUUUGCUCUUUUUCUUCUUACACCCAAUUUUGUUUCCUCCUCCGUAGUUCAUGACCCUGAAUUAGUUGUACAAGAUGUUCAAAGAAGCAUCAAUGCCUCUAGAAGAAACUUGGGUUAUUUAUCAUGUGGAAGUGGAAACCCCAUUGAUGAUUGCUGGCGAUGUGACCCCAGUUGGGAGAACAAUCGACAAAGACUAGCUGAUUGUGCCAUUGGGUUUGGCAAGGAUGCCAUUGGUGGAAGAAAUGGUCAAAUCUAUGUUGUUACUGAUUCUGGUGAUGAUGAUCCAGUGAAUCCAAGACCAGGAACUUUAAGGUAUGCUGCUAUACAAGAUGAACCAUUGUGGAUUAUUUUCAAGAGAGAUAUGGUUAUUACUCUGAAGCAAGAGCUUUUAGUGAAUUCCUUCAAGACAAUUGAUGGAAGGGGUGCUAGUGUUCACAUUGCUAAUGGGGGAUGCAUUACCAUUCAUUAUGUUAGUAACAUCAUUAUCCAUGGCAUUCACAUACAUGAUUGUAAGCCCACUGGGAACACCAAUAUUAGAGACUCUCCACACCAUUCUGGCUUUUGGACUGUAUCAGACGGUGAUGGUGUGUCCAUCUUUAAUUCAAGGCAUAUAUGGGUUGAUCAUUGCUCAUUAUCUAAUUGCCGUGAUGGUCUCAUUGAUGCUAUACAUGGAUCCACAGCUAUCACCAUCUCCAACAACUACAUGACCCAUCAUGACAAAGUCAUGCUUUUGGGCCACAGUGACUCAUACACACAAGACAAGGACAUGCAGGUCACUAUAGCCUUCAAUCAUUUUGGAGAAGGCCUUGUCCAAAGAAUGCCAAGGUGUAGACAUGGGUAUUUUCAUGUGGUGAACAAUGACUACACUCAUUGGGAAAUGUAUGCAAUUGGUGGGAGUGCUAACCCAACAAUUAACAGCCAAGGGAAUAGGUUUCUUGCACCAGAUAUUAGAUUUAGCAAGGAGGUAACCAAGCAUGAGUAUGCUUCAGAGAAUGAAUGGAGGAGUUGGAAUUGGAGGUCAGAGGGUGACUUGUUCUUGAAUGGUGCAUUCUUCAGGCAAUCUGGUGCUGGUGCUUCUUCUACCUAUGCUAGGGCCUCAAGUCUUAGUGCAAGACCAUCUUCUCUUGUUGGUUCAAUGACCAUCACUGCUGGUGCACUUAGCUGCAGGAAGGGCACACGUUGCUGA
Messenger RNA from Gastrolobium bilobum, 1228 nucleotides. RefSeq names its product pectate lyase-like. Gene Ontology annotation, molecular function: pectate lyase activity. The transcript has 3 exons. Lineage: Eukaryota; Viridiplantae; Streptophyta; Magnoliopsida; Fabales; Fabaceae. The coding region runs from base 14 to 1228 and encodes 404 amino acids. The record is from RefSeq and is a predicted model, not a curated record.